Molecule: messenger RNA, 3534 nt
Organism: Spodoptera frugiperda (fall armyworm)
Lineage: Eukaryota; Metazoa; Arthropoda; Insecta; Lepidoptera; Noctuidae
Gene: Nup58
Product: nuclear pore complex protein Nup58
Exons: 13
Coding region: 154-1923 (589 amino acids)
Biological process (GO): nucleocytoplasmic transport
Cellular component (GO): nuclear pore
Molecular function (GO): structural constituent of nuclear pore
Source: RefSeq, a predicted model, not a curated record
CCUCAAAGUCAGUCAAAAAUGGCCGUUCAUGUCGUUCGUUAUCGUUGUCAAUUGUCAAUGCGUUGAUCUAUUACUGUAACUUUAUAUAAAUAGUUGUAUUUUGUUAAAAAAUAGUAGUAUUAAGUUGUAAAUAGUAAAAAAUAGAAGUGAAAAAUGUCUUUUUCAUUCGGCACUCCAUCGAGUGCUCCUGCAACAACAGGACUCACGGGAGGCUUCAAUUUUGGCGCUAACAAGCCUGCGACUCCUGGGUUUGGUUUGACUGCAACGUCACAGUCGUCGGGUCUGUUUGGGAAUACGUCUUCGACUGAAACUCCGGCGUUUGGCAGUGCUGCACCUGCCUUUGGCGCUACAUCCACUGCUCCGGCGUUCGGGGCAACCACAACGCCAGCGUUUGGGGCGACUACAACCCCAGCAUUCGGAUCUACAGCGCCCCCAGCGUUUGGGUCGACCACCACGCCUGCAUUCGGGGCGGCCGCACCAGCAUUCGGUUCUACAACCCCAGCGUUUGGUGCUACAUCUGCGGCACCUGCCUUCGGUACCACUACUCCAGCAUUCGGCGCUACGUCUGCAGCACCUGCUUUUGGAGCCACAACUACAUCUGCAUUCGGAGCUAGUGCAGCCCCCACAUUUGGCACCACCACCCCAGCUUUUGGCAGCACCGGGUUAGGCACUGGUGGCCUCAAUUUUGGUGCCGGUUCCAACACUGCCACUACUAGCUCAGGUUUAUCAUUUGGCACCCCUGCAACAUCUGCUAGCACAGGUCUAGGAGGGCUUGGAAGCUUUGGUUUUGGCAGCACAACCUCAACACAAAGUGUUGGAUUUGGAUUCGGAUCAACAAGUACAGCUACAACUACAACUAGCCUAUUAGGGUCUAAAUUGGGCACGACUAGUGUGACUGGCACACAGCCAUCAAUAUCAGCAACACCAAGUUUCGGGCUUGGCGGUGUUGCCACUAGCAGUAGUGGCAUUGGUGCUGCCAAUACAACAACAGAUUCUAAAAGUGAACCCCCAAAGCAGAAUAAAUUGCCAAAUGAAAUCUCGACCACAGUGGAGUCGUUCAAAGAGUUUGUUAAGAAGCAGAAGUCACUUAGCUCUGAAGUUAUGAGGGUGUCUGUCAAACCAUUGCAUAAGGUGUCCCGCGAGGCGGAGUCCCUGGUGCGGUCGGCGCUGUCGCUGUCGGGCGAGGUGUCCCGCGCGCGCGCCCAGUCGCGCCGUCUGCGCUCCGCCGCCGCCGCCGCGCUCGCCGCCGCCGAGACCGCCGCCAGGGACUACACUGUACCCGGUUCGGAGCUAGAAGGCACGGCUCCACCAGCGUACGUAAAGGAUUUAAUAGCAGAAUUGGAACAACAGCUCAUCACAUUCCGCAGACAAAUGGAUGUGGCCGACAAACAAAUGCAGUCAUCUCCUAAACUGCUUACUGAGCAAGAGCUAACUAUGGGCAUAAGAAGAAUGCACGAGUCUCUAGUGGCCCUAGCUGGGCGGCUGCAAGCAGUGCAUACUCAAGUAGAAGCGCAGAAAGAACAAUAUCUUAACUUACGGAAGUACAUACUCAAGGACCCUACUAAUGUCUUCGAUGAGCCAUCACCAAGUACAAGUUUGGACCAGAUCCUGCGGGAUGCGGAGACUAACAGGAAGAAGAUGAAGUCUGGCGCGUUGCCUGACGUCACACAGGGCAGUGCAGUGCUCUCAGACCCCAGGGUCGCUCUAGGUAAUCUACAACAUUUGGCUGGUCCGACACCGUUUUCCUACGUCGGGAGUGCAAUGUCGCCAUUUCCUUCUGUCGAUGCCAGUGGUCCCUCAUGGCAGCCCCAAUCACAGCCGACUCUGAACACAUCACUAAACACCAGCUUCGGAGUCCCACAAGCAGACACUUCCACUGGCUUCCAGCUGCAGAAACCACCCGGCAAACGAGGCAAGCAAUGAUAUUGGCGCUAAGCACGAUGUUCCGUGCUUCACCACAGUGCUCAGUGAGCUCAUCUAGAUAUACUGUUUCAUAAUAAUUAUUGUAAUGUUUCGCCAAUACAGUAAAAUGGGGUGAAUAGAAUUCAAAGGAUGAAUAGAUACAGGAAUAGGGUGAAUAGAUGUAAGAACAUUCUGGGGUUGGUCUACUAAGAGGACCCGGUGCCUCCUUCAGUGCAGAUGGUGGCCACUGGGGAGGUUUUAGUGAGGUAAAAAUCCCACACUCCCUAGUUUUUUCCCCAAAAAGCUAGGCGCCUUUGAAGGUUUCCCCCGACAAUUAAAAAAAAAGCUGUUAGGACAUUUUGCCAACAUUUAUUCACCCUGUUCCUGUAUCUAUUCACCCCUCGAUUUCUUUUUACCCCGUUUUACGGCACACACAGUUUUGUUACUUCUUUGAAAUACUAAAAAAUGCGGACUCUUCGGGAGUAAAUUUAUGUUAAAAUAGAACAUAGUCGAAGCGAAAAAUCAGGCCUAUUUCAAAGUAGUACGAAUGUGUGCGGAUUCCAAAAAUGCACCCUUAAAUCUCUCAAGUAAUGUAUGUACAUUACGCUAUGGAGAUAAGGUUGAAUUUGCUAUGUUAAUAAUCUUAAUAAUUGUAUUUACGCGCUACCGAAACCGCUAACCGGUAGUCUUGUAGUAUGAGUUUGCUUUAAUUAAAGUAAUCGAAACGGGAGCACGUUCGGCGCUCUGAUUGGUUGGUUUAUUCGAGCUAGCCAAUCAGAGCGUUGAAUGCGCUCUCAUUUCGAUUAGUUUAAACGUAAAGCAAACUCAUACUAAGGGUACAGAUGCAUGAAUGUGAUGGAAGCUAAAAAAGUAUGUAAGGAUCACAUUAGGUGGUUUUGUAGUUUCUGUCCACAUUUACAAAGAUGUGUAUAUUUUAGGGCCUAUGCACACCACGUUUUUUACACGCGCCUUAGACCCGCGUUUUUCUCCUGCAGAGCAGUUUGUUGUCGUUUGUAUCGAUAAACACGCGCCGGUGCCGCGCGUGUGUAUCGCUACAAACGCGCGUCGACGGCGCGUUUAAAAAACGUGGUGUGCAUAGGUUCUUAGGUAGUGUAAAGUAACUUGUGCUGUAUCAGUGAUAGAAUGCUGUAAUGGCCUUGGGUUCGACGUGUAGGUCGGCUCGGAAAGUAAAAUAUCUACUUAAUGUUUUUUUUGUAGCUGGGUAAUCGGUUGUUGCGUUAUCUGUUAAAAGUUCGAUUCCUGUACAUACAUUGUGUGAUCUUCAAAUUGUUGUUUGGUGUCUUAGUAUGGCGUGUAUGUGACAUUGAUAUUACAUAAAAUUGUAGUGUAGGUCGAAAACUCUUCAGAGCUUCAAAAGUCUGGUAUGUAUUUAUGUAUAUAAUAUAAAUAACUUAAAAAAAUUACAAAUGUAGCAAUUUUCUGUACUGAGUGAGCCCAUGCGAAGCCGGGAUGUGUGUUAAGUAAAGUAAAAACAAUAAAUGUCAAACAUUUUUGAGUUUAAAAAUACUACUGUUCCAUUAUGUAACGUUAUAGAAGUUAUUUUUGUAAUACUUGUAAUGUUUUGUUUGUUAAAACAAAAGUUAGUACUGUAAUAAAAUUAUGAUACAUCAA